ACAUCGAGGACACCAUCAUGUGACUUGGAAACUUGUCAAAGCUGAGACCUCUUCAAGGUCCAGUUUGAUACCCAACAGCAGGUGAAUGAAGCUCCUCGCUGAGCUGAUCUUAACAUGACUUACUUUGUCAGUAAAUACUUCAGUUGGUGUUGCAGCCUCUGCCUUCUGCUAGGAUGCAGCUUCACAGUAAGCCUCAAAGUUAAAGUUGGUGCAGACAUUACUUUAACGUGCAAGUACGAUGCUCGCUACUACGGCAAGCUGUCGGUGUGCUGGGGUCGAGGGCCUAUCCCUAACAGGGGCUGUGCCAACGAAGUCAUCAAGGCGGACGGAACAUCGGUCACCAGCAGACUAUCCGAGCGCUACCUGCUCAUGGGUAACAUCGAGGAGGGCGAUGUGUCGCUGACCAUCAGACAGGUUGUGGAGAGCGACCGGGGUGUGUACGGCUGCCGUGUGGAAAUCCCAGGCUGGUUCAACGAUCGCAAACAUCGGGUGACCCUGACGGUGGUACCAGCAUGCCCUGAUGCUCUCAAGGUGGAGAUGCGGGAGGUGAGGGACAGAACUGUCAACAUUCGCUGGUCGCAUGUGUUUGACGGUGGAAGGCCCAUCGAGUCCUACGAGAUUGACAUCAAGAGCAAAGAGGCACUAUGGGAUGCUGCAUUGAUAACUCACAUAUCAAAUCCAAACCUGACUCAGGUCACUCUGGUGGACUUGCGACCGGCAAAGUAUUACAACCUCCGCAUGUUUGCAAUCAAUAGUCAGGGCAUGAGUAACGCCAGUAAUGUUCUCACAGUUGCCACAAAAGAAGCAGCACCAGAAGGUCCACCACUGGAUAUGCGUCUCCAAGCGACCUCGUCUACAAGCAUCAGAGUGUCUUGGAAGCCUCCUCGGGCGGACCUGAGAAAUGGGAUUCUACGCAGUUACAGCAUCCGCUACAUAGAGUAUGACCCUGUUGGCAGACACUUCAAACAGUGGCACCACCAAAGUGUCACAGCCACACAGUCACAAGAGAGCCUCAUUUUAAGUGGAUUGAGGCCCUCCACCCAGUACAGUGUGCUCGUACAGGCCAAGACCAACGCAGGCAUAGGACCUGCCUCGAGUGCUCUCCUCUGCUCCACCUUGGAUGAGCUUCUCCAAACUUCGACCGAGGCAACAAUCAACACGCUCUUCACCGUUACAUGGCCGAUGCCAGAGACCACAUGGUUCAUCUCAGAUCUCACAACUCCAGCAGUUGAGGUGGUUAUUGCCAGCACAGCAUGGGAACAAAGCACUCCAGGUUUUUCCUCAGUGCCUCCGGACCCACCUAUUGUUGAGUUGAAGGAGGUCAACGGCAACACAGUAUCUUUCUCCUGGACUCCUGGGUUUGAAGGAGAUGCCCCCAUUUCUGGAUAUUUCCUUGAGUAUAAAGCUUUGAAUGGCUCGUGGGAUUUUGAGAAGACAGUAGUGGACUUCAGCCCAAACCAGAGAGAGGCCACCAUCAUAGAGAUAAAUCCCUCCGUGUACAACAUCCGCAUGUUUGCAAAGAGCAGUCUGGGUACUAGUAAAGCCAGCAACAUCCUUACCUUCACAACUGGAGACACAGGUCAGCAGGAUGUUUUCUCAACAACCACAACCAUUAAUACUCAUGCUGCAACAAGCUCUGAGGAGGGGGGAAGUGGUCACCUUGUUGCUAUCGUUGUUCCACUUGUGCUGGUGAUGAUGUCGAUCGUUGCCAUAGCGACUAUAUGGCACCUGCGACGGUUCAAAGGGCAAAAAGGCAACAUUAGCCUGUGGCUGAGCCGAGGAGCAAUGCUUUACAGAGGCUCUGAGUCCAUGCAAGAGCUUUGAGACAUGCUUCUUUAAGGGACGUCACAGAUAUGUCAACAUGAAAACAGCGAAAGACCUGAACUGUACAUCAUGUUGUAUGGAUAUCACUGGCGUGUCCUCAUACAGUUAGAUCCAAAAAUACAGUAUUUGGGCACUGACUUUUUUUUUUUUUUUUUUUUUUUUUUUUUUUUUUGGAAUGAUCUUGCCUGUGUAUAUCUCCAUAAUGGAUUUAAAAUGUAAAAAAGUGUACGUUUAGCCUUUCGACUUCAAUGUCAAAAAUAUGAGACAUACAAGAAAAGAACCUUGAGCCAACAACCUUUUGUUGUUGACUUUUUUUUUUCCAGAAGGGAAGUACAGAAAAAAUAAACACCUGAAAUGUGAGCCUCUUUCAACUAGGAUGCAGCUGUGUUCGGGAAAAUACCUUUUGGAUUUAUGGCCCAAAAAGUUCAACAUUGGUUUCCAAAUUUUGCAACAACCCAUUUGUAAUUUCCCAAAAGCAGGGUACCAACAAGUUAAUACCCAUUUGUAGGGGCCAAGUUUGGGAAGUUUAUAAUUUGCAUUGGAAAACAAAAAGCACGUUUUGUUUUUUCAACAUUUUUACGUUUUACGUUUUAAGGCAAAUUUGUAGAAAUCAAAACAAAGAAUCGGUCAGCUCAAACUAUUGCAGUCAGUUAUGACAUAAUGCUUGUUUAUUUGAAGAAAGGAGUUUGCAGUGUUCAUUUCUCGGCCUGUGACUAACAUGAAGUGCCAGCUUGUUGCAUCCAAGUGCCAGCAGAGGGCGUUCGGGCCCCACCGUUGACAGUGUUGCAGUUUAGCCUCCAUCAGUGUAGCAUCCUCAUGAGGAGCCACUGCAGCCAAACUCGAUUUCUAUCCAUCUGUCUAACAAAUCUCUUCAUUGGGGGAGGGAAUUUGAUACGGAUGCCACCCAACAAUGAGGGAGCAUUGGCGAUAGCAAGUACUGUUUUUCAGCUGUUACCAAAUGGUACAAUGGUUGUACAUGUCUAUAUAUGCACGGGU
Phycodurus eques (leafy seadragon) is the source of this 2820-nucleotide messenger RNA. RefSeq names its product cell adhesion molecule DSCAML1-like. Lineage: Eukaryota; Metazoa; Chordata; Actinopteri; Syngnathiformes; Syngnathidae. Bases 115 to 1824 code for a protein of 569 amino acids. The record is from RefSeq and is a predicted model, not a curated record. Gene Ontology annotation, molecular function: protein binding. The transcript is spliced from 14 exons.